GUUAUCUUCUUCCACAAAUUCUCAAAUCGCAGAAAAAGAAACCCUAAAGGCGUCUUCUUGCGCAGAUUCUCAAAUCGCUGCAUCGUCUUCCGCUUCUCUUCUCGCGUUGGUGGCUACUCCAUUCGAGUCAACCAGUUCUCAAAUUCUUUCAGUUUCUCGCUUAAUCUCAGGCGUCUUCUUUCGGAGAUUCUGAAUCAUGUCUUCUUUGUCGCGCGUUGGUUCUGAAUCCAUGUCUUCCUCUUCCCGCAUUGGUGCGCUACGGUUCAAUAUUCAGCAAAACCUGAUUGAAGAUAAUGUGAGGGCUGGUGCAUACUACGCUAGUGUCAUGGAGAAUAAACUAGAUUUUUCUGGUUGUGUUGUUCUCCAUGUGGGGGCUGGAAGUGGCGUUCUAGCAUUGUGCGCUGCCCAGGCCGGUGCAAAGCAUGUGUAUCUUGUCGAAGCUUCUGAAUAUGCCCUUAAGUUGAUUGAUGAAAAUCCAACUCUCUCUGAACUGAUCACUGUCAUCGAAGGCAACGUUGAGGAUGUUGCUUUACCUGAGAAACCGGAUGUUCUUAUCUCUGAACCAUUGGGGAUGCAUUUCACACAUGGCUUCAACGAGAGAGGGCUGAAAUCUUAUGUGAUUGCUAGGGAUCGCUUCAUCUCCCCUAAUGGCAAAAUGUUAGGCAAAAUGUUUCCCUCUGCGGGAAGGAUUCACAUUGCUCCUUUCACUGAUGAGUUCUUAUUCACUGAAAUGGCAAAUAAGCCUGUGGUGGAUGGGUUUGACAAGAGCUUAUUGGUGGCUCAUCCAAUGAUUCAUACUAUUGAUUUUACUCAGAAGAAGGAGGGAGAUUUUUACGUGAUGGAUAUGCCAUUAUUAUUCAUUUCUUCAACUUCCACGAUGGUGCAUGGCCUUGCUCUGUGGUUUGAAGUUCUUUUGGACGGGAGCGUGGACAAAAGAUGGAUAAAAACUUCUCCCAGGGCACCAACAACGGAUUGUUUCCGUAUUAGAUGCGUUUUCCCCCACGCUGUUGACGUCGUCAUUGGUCAAAGCAUAACUGGCAGAGCUCGUUUUGAGGCCCUUACUGAUCAGAGUUACACCAUAGAUAUAACGUUGACAGCUGAAAUGUUUGGUAGAGGUGGAAGUAAGAUUGGAUAUCAGUCAUACAAAUCAAAGUUCGAACUUUGUCAAGCACAACAAGUGACACCGUUACCUCCGAAGGAUGAGACAGAGGAUGAUUGGUAUUCUCAAUUCCAAUAUGGGGCCGAAGAUAAUUUUCAUGGAUUUUUCAUACCCUGGGAUUUGCUUCAAAGAUUUCUAUCUGCAGAAGAUGCAAAGUCUUCGAUGGUGGUGGGGAUUUUAGUUGGAACUGAGCAACAUAAGGUGACUCAUAUUCUGUUACCCCCGCAGUGGAGCAGACAAGGAGAGCUACACAUUUCAGACAUUCCCCUAGAGGACAUGCAUCUCCAAGGCACUACGUUAAUUGGGUAUCUGCGCACUGAGGCAUCCUGCGAGAUCACCCCACCAACAGCUGCUGAUGUUCGAUUCCUGUCCAAACACUUUGGUAAGGAAGCGAUCGUUGGCAUUUGCUCCAGCUGGUCCACCCCACCAUCCAUGGCUUUCUACAAACUCACGGAGGAGGCAUUUGUGGCAACAAGCUGGAAGUUGGAUGAAAAAACAUCAGUCCUGUUCUUGGUUCCUCGUGGUGGUAUUUGGAACUACAACACUUGUGUCAACAACCGCUGGAAGAACAUGCCGUAUAGGCUGCGGGUGUCGAGUCUUCCUAAAGCAUACUUGGGGUGUUGAAAGAAAUGAGGUUUUGUGUACAUAGGAAACAAAAGAAUAUAUGUGGAUAGAUAGGUCUGAUAGAUAGGUCUGUUAGUUUCUUCCUAACGCAUACUUGGGAUAUUGGAAUCAGUCUUGAAAACUUCAUUCUCUGUGA
This is a messenger RNA of Brassica oleracea var. oleracea, 1919 nucleotides long. Its product is annotated as probable histone-arginine methyltransferase 1.3. Gene Ontology annotation, molecular function: protein-arginine N-methyltransferase activity. Bases 197 to 1783 code for a protein of 528 amino acids. NCBI's taxonomy places the organism in Eukaryota, Viridiplantae, Streptophyta, Magnoliopsida, Brassicales, Brassicaceae. Gene Ontology annotation, biological process: peptidyl-arginine methylation. The record is from RefSeq and is a predicted model, not a curated record. The transcript has 12 exons.